AUGCUACAUAAAACUAGUGAGACUAGUACAACAAUAGUACGAAAUUUUAAAAGAUCUAUUUCACCUGAUUAUACAUUAAGUAUUGAACGGAAAUCUAAAACAACAAAAUUUGAAGUAAGAAUUUGUUUUAUUUAAAUUCUAUUCGACUCAUUUUCUACAUCAGUUGCUUUCAAUCAUAUUAAAAUAGAAUAUCAAAUUAAAUCCUUUUUAUCAGAAGAAUCUACAGAAUCUUUCUCUCUCCCUUCUCGUUAGUCUAAAGCCACCUGUUGUGCAUAUGUGUUAACAGUCAAUUACUAAUGUCUAUUUAAUAUGCAUAAAAUUCACGAGACCAUAUCAAAUUCUUUCUUGAUAAACAACUGACGGUAUUUCUUCAAAAUAUAUCUCAUCCUAUAUAAAUGAUCGAUUUUUUCAUUACAAAGAAAAAGAAAUCAUGCUGCUGAAAGUGUUGCACAAUCUACACAAGACCUAAUUUUUCAUAAAUAUAAUAUGACUUCAAAAAAGGUCU
This is a messenger RNA of Adineta steineri, 505 nucleotides long. The record is from the annotation of a GenBank genome assembly. Lineage: Eukaryota; Metazoa; Rotifera; Eurotatoria; Adinetida; Adinetidae.